AUUACCACUGUCUCCUUAUCAGCUCUCGUAUUCUCAUUCAUUAAUGUCCUACUUAAUCUGUACCUUUUAUUUAUGGUUUUUUGUAAAUCGAAAUUCUCAAAGAACAGUUCUGGAUUGUUUUUGAUCUAUUUCAGGUUCGCUGUGGACAUGCUUUAUUCCUUUGCUAGUAAGAACACAUGUUUCUUGACUCUUAACUUUGACCUGAAACCAUUUUCAGCGACAAUCCACUUCACAUACAAUAUCCUCAGAAUGCUAUCUCCCGACCUGGUAGUCAAGAAUUUAUCAUUUUUCAUCGCUUGGCCUAACCUAAUUUUUGGAAGCAUUCGAUCAUGGACCGUCCUUUUUAUAACUAUUGACCGAGUUUUAGCAACCUGCAUUCCUAUUAUCUAUCACCUUCACAGAUCCAAAUUUCCUCUUUUGGCAGUUUCAAUCUAUAUUUUUGCCUACGUGCUCUUUGAGCAAUACAUCUUGUUUGGAAUUUGCGCAUUUAUCAUUGAUGUUCCGUUGAGUUGUGCAAACUUUGGAUGCACUACAAACCCUUGUUAUCACGACUAUUGGGAGUAUUAUGAGCAGAUAAUGCAUUUUUGUGUGGGUACAUUAUCUGUGCUAUUAUGCUUCCGCUUGUUCGUUUGGAACAAUUGCUCACACUCUACUAACAAUCAGACAAUAUCGAGAGCAACUCGAAUUUCGCUCCUCGACUCAUUCAUCAUUUUUGUCUUCGACCUUCUUCCCAUUUUUCUGAUGAGCAACUUCCCAGAAGUCAACUUUCGAUCUGUUGGACCUUUAAGUGCUCUUUGUAAAAACUUUGGAUUCGUAAUUGAAUCGAUCAUUACAUGUGGAGUACUAAUUGGUAAAAAUCAGCAAGUACAACCAGGCUCCGUCACUAGAAUCUCUCGAUCUGUUAUUGUACAUUGCUUUAACCUAACUUACUUUCUAAUUCGCGUAGUCUCUCCGGAUACUGUAGUCAAAAACUUGUCAUUUUAUAUUGCCUGGCCAACCUAUAACCUCGGAUCUAUCCGAGUUUUUCUCGUGUUCUUUAUCAUCAUCGACAGACUUUGCGCAUCUUACUUUCCGAUUUUCUAUCACAAGAACAGAUCCAAAUUGCCCAAUUUAAGCAUAUUCCUCUCACUUUUUGUGUAUGCAAUUUUCGAGCAAAUAAUUCUUUUCAAAUUUUGCCAAUUUGAAAUUGAUAUUCCGACGAGUUGCCUGCAUUUGGGAUGCUCAGUGAACAAGUGCUAUCAUGACUAUUGGCUGUGGUUCGAGCAGACCACUAGAAUAUCCCUAUUGGAUACUGUCAUAAUUUUCGCAUUCGAUAUACUUCCCUCAUUUCUGUUCACUCAUUUUCCAGCUGUCAAUUUUGAAACUGUUGGGCCAUUGAGUGCGUUAUGCAAGAACUUUGGAUUUGUUAUUGAGGCGAUAAUUAUUUGUAAAGUUUUAAUUGGGAAG
Molecule: messenger RNA, 1446 nt
Organism: Caenorhabditis briggsae
Lineage: Eukaryota; Metazoa; Nematoda; Chromadorea; Rhabditida; Rhabditidae
Gene: Cbr-srbc-59
Product: Protein CBR-SRBC-59
Source: RefSeq, a predicted model, not a curated record